ACAGGAGAGUAAGUGACUGAGGAAGGAACCGUGGAAAGGAUUCAGAUAAAUGCAGGGAGGGGUACACAAGCAGGUCAGAGAUGGGUUAGCUCUGAUGAUCUUGGCAGAGAUGGGGUUUGUUUAGAGGAAAUGGAGCAAGGAAAAAAUGACAAAGGAAGAGGGGAGGCCAAAAUGACAUCUUUUAAAGUGAAGACACUAUUGAGCAUGGUGUUUCAGCAAACCCAAGAUAAGAACUGGAGUAGACAAACAUGCACAUCUGUGACUCCAAAACUUCUGAGUCGAAUCUCAAUUCCCAAAGACCUGGAAUAGGAGAAUCAAGUCUUUCUUGGGAUGGAUUCACUCCCAGUAUUCUCAACAAAGGCUGUAUGGUUAUAAAGGAAUCAAAGGAUCCUGAGCACUUAGCACUGGCUUGCAAAAAGACAUAUCAAUAAGAGUAAAGAGGACGUUUGACUACAGCCUUGAAGAAAUGCAACAUUGGGAGCAUUCAAGUUAUGAGCCGUCCUUACCCAUCACAGAGAAAUCCAAUCCAAUCACCAGAGAUAUUGAUAGAGCAAACCCUGAUGAAAUUGUACAAUUGCUGAAAAAAUGUGAUGCAGAGAUCUUUGACAGAACAACACACCUAGACUCCAUGUACCAGAAGCUGAAUAGCUGUUCCAUGGCACAGACAAUGGUGGAGAUUUCCAGGAGAGUGGAAGUUAUACUCAAGGAUCCAGAAAACAGUCUGAUUGUCCUGAGUGGCUGUGGGACGUCCGGCCGUGUUGCAUUUCUCUUGGCGACCUCUUUAAACAGAUGGCUUGCUGCUCUUCAUCAAAAGCAAAUCUAUUCUUACAUCAUCGCUGGGGGUGACAAGGCCCUGCUAACAUCACAGGAGGCUCCAGAGGACAACCCCUCGCUGGGAGCGCUCAUGCUGGACAAGGCUUCUACAGGCAAGAAGCACGUCCUCUUCAUUGGAAUAUCCUGUGGUUUGUCUGCUCCUUUUGUUGCUGGCCAGCUUCACUUUUGUCUAAACAAUUUGGAUGUCUUCACUCCAGUGCUGAUAGGAUUUAAUCCUGUACACAUGGCUCGAACUGAGCCCAUGCAGGACUUUCCGUUUAACUUCAAGGAGAUUGCAGAGAAAAUGAGUGAAAUGCAGAAACACCAAAAAGCCUUUGUGCUCAAUCCAGCAGUGGGGCCUGAAGCUAUUACUGGAUCUUCAAGAAUGAAAGGAGGAACUGCCACAAAAGCAAUGCUGGAAACAGUCCUUUUGGCAGGACAUGAAGCUGUUUACAGUAAUGAAGCCGUAACUGCUGACAAUGUUUUGGCCUCAGUCAGAAUGAAUGAGAAAAUUUAUGAAAUCACGUACUCACAGACUGAUAAACUGGCAGCCCUGCUUCAGAAAGCUGGAGUGAGCCUGCGAGGGAAAGGACAUGUGUAUUAUCUUGGAUGGCAGACUCUUGGUAUUAUCGGGAUUAUUGAUGCCAGUGAGUGCAUCCCAACAUAUGGAGCAGCCUUUGAAGACAUCAGAGGCUUUAUUAGCAAGGGCUUCAGUGAAAUGAACAACAAAGAGGGAGAUCUGUCAUCCGUGGGACCACAUUUUGCUGUCGCCCAUACGGAUUUUGUGAACGCUAUUUUGCCCAGCCUGAGUGACAAUGACAUGGUGAUAUUUCUCUUCAGUGUGGAAGAUGACCUGAACGAAGUUUCAGAGUUGGUCGAGCGCGUAGGCCAAAACACAUCAAACCUCCAUGCUCUCAUCCAUGACCUUGAAGGACACCAUGUUCCUAAAAGCGUGAGUGGCAUGUUUAUGACUGCCCUCAACAUCACCUGGCCCUCAUCUUUAAACAAGCACAGCUUGGUCCUAAUGAAACAGCACUGGGAGCUUUCCACCAAAUUGUGUCUCAAUGCAAUCAGCACAGGUGCUCAUAUCCUGAAAGGAAAGGUGUACAGGAAUUACAUGAUAGACCUCAGAGUAACUAACAGCAAACUCUUCAGAAGAGCCAUUCGCAUGUUACAGAGGUUCACGAACAGCACCCAAACACAGUGUGAGACAGCUCUGCUGAGAUCUAUCUAUGACGUGGAGGAGCUGACUGAUGAGAUAAGCUCAGCAGACGUGACCCAGCACACACUGAUGGCUAACCAAAAGGACAGGGUAGUUCCUACUGCGCUGGUGAUGCUACAGUCUGGCUGCACGCUCGCUGAGGCUAAAUCCCACUUAGAUGCUCACCCUGUGAUUCGAGAUGCAGUGGCUGCCUGCCUGAGGUUCUCUUAAUGAAGGAGUUCUGAAGACCACAGUCAGUGAAUAGAGCAAUAUUAAACCAAGUAAUAAACAACAACGAUGAUGUCAUUUACAGUACAUUACCAAAUGUGAGAAUUAACAGCUUUAAAAAGAAAUACACUCCAGGCUUCUUAUUCAAUUAUUAAUCCUAAGACUCAUUAUUCAGUAACAUUUUAAUGCACAAUUACUGUUUAUUUGCUGGAUUUAACUUAUUAGAAAAAAAAACAUAACAUAAAAUGUGGCCUG
Molecule: messenger RNA, 2497 nt
Organism: Colossoma macropomum (tambaqui)
Lineage: Eukaryota; Metazoa; Chordata; Actinopteri; Characiformes; Serrasalmidae
Gene: gckr
Product: glucokinase (hexokinase 4) regulator
Exons: 21
Coding region: 467-2245 (592 amino acids)
Biological process (GO): carbohydrate derivative metabolic process; response to fructose; negative regulation of glucokinase activity
Cellular component (GO): nucleoplasm; cytosol; mitochondrion
Molecular function (GO): enzyme inhibitor activity; enzyme binding; fructose-6-phosphate binding
Source: RefSeq, a predicted model, not a curated record